UUUUCGUUGCUUCAAGUCCGCUCGUCGCGCCGUGAACAUGUUUUUUCUCUUGUGCAAAUUUUCCAAUUAAACAAUUUAUUAAAAAAUAUUUCCAUUGACAAAUUAAACAAUCAUUUAAAUGAAAAAACGUGCAGAACUUCCAACAAAUUGAUUUAGUUUUGUUUUUUAUUUUAUUCCUUAUCAAAAACUGUGACUGCAAAGUAAAACGCAUUUACAUUUCUUCUUCAUAAAAAAAAAGAAAAAUUGCCAAGACGAAGACGAUAGACGAGAAAACUCUUCUUCUGAAACUAAUUCCCUCUCCACGUGGUUGUUUUGCAUAAAAAAAGAAAAAAAGGCCAAAUCCGUGUUUAAAAAUAGACUUAAAAAGAGAAAUAAGAAGAAAAAAACGCAAAAUUGUUUUAUUUCCGUUUAAAAUAAAUAAAAUUGAACUUGAAAAGAAAUAAAUUAAAAGAAGAAACUUAACAAAAAUGCAGUCAACAAGCAAUAAUCCCAAUAAAACAUCAGACAUGAAGUAUAUUUUGGUUACUGGUGGGGUGAUCAGUGGAGUUGGCAAAGGUGUGAUAGCCAGUUCGUUUGGAACGUUGUUAAAAUCAUGCGGUCUCGAUGUGACAUCGAUUAAAAUUGAUCCAUAUAUCAAUAUCGAUGCUGGAACAUUUUCUCCCUAUGAACAUGGUGAAGUGUAUGUUCUUGAUGAUGGCGGCGAGGUGGACUUGGAUUUGGGAAAUUACGAGCGUUUCCUCGAUAUAACUUUACACAGAGACAAUAAUAUAACCACAGGAAAAAUCUAUAAACUUGUUAUAGAAAAAGAACGAAGUGGUGAAUAUUUAGGGAAAACAGUUCAAGUUGUUCCCCACAUAACUGACGCCAUUCAAGAAUGGGUCGAACGUGUUGCUCACACUCCAGUACGUGGUUCAAGUCAACCACAAGUCUGCAUUGUCGAGUUGGGUGGCACAAUUGGUGACAUUGAGGGAAUGCCCUUCGUCGAGGCAUUUAGACAAUUUCAAUUCCGUGUGAAACGUGAGAAUUUCUGUUGUGCCCAUGUGUCUUUAGUUCCUUCGCCAAGGGCUACUGGUGAGCCUAAAACAAAGCCGACACAAAGUUCGGUUAGGGAAUUGCGAGGACUUGGAUUGAGUCCAGAUUUUAUUGUCUGCCGGUCAGAGAAACCAAUUGGAUCUGAGGUCAAGGAGAAGAUAAGUAAUUUCUGUCAUGUAGCUCCAGGACAGGUUAUAUGCAUUCAUGAUUUGAAUUCGAUUUAUCAUGUGCCAUUACUGAUGGAGCAGAAUGGAGUUGUUGAGUUCUUAAAGGAGAGAUUGAAGUUGAACAUCAAUCCUAGUAAACGAGAAAAAUGUCUCCAACAAUGGAAAGAUUUGGCACGUCGUAGUGAAAAUCUCCACAAAGAUGUCACUAUCGCUGUGGUUGGUAAAUACACCCGAUUGGAGGAUUCCUAUGCUUCCGUAUCGAAAUCCCUUCAACAUGCUUCGUUGGCAGCUGGUUUUCGUUUAAACCUUCGUUUUAUCGAAGCGUGCCAUUUGGAGGAACAAACCCGAGAACAGACACCGGCUCUGUACCAUGAGGCAUGGCAGACACUAUGCAGCAGCCAGGGAGUGGUGGUUCCAGGAGGCUUUGGUAGCCGUGGUAUGGAGGGCAAGAUGACAGCCUGCAAAUGGUGUAGAGAGAACAAAAUUCCGUUCCUGGGCAUUUGUCUGGGUCUUCAGGCAGCAGUCAUUGAAUUUUCGCGCAACAUGUUGGGCCUGAAAGAUGCAAAUACCACAGAAAUCAAUCCAGACACUUCGAAUCCAGUUGUCAUCGAUAUGCCAGAGCAUAACACAGGUCAGAUGGGAGGAACCAUGCGGCUGGGAAAACGCAUGACCGUAUUUAAACAAGGAGAUAGCAUUAUCAAGCGACUGUAUGGCAACCCACAGACCAUCGAGGAACGUCAUCGUCACCGGUACGAAGUGAAUCCAAAAUUCGUACCCGAGUUGGAGAAGGCCGGUAUGAGCUUCGUGGGUAUGGAUACGGAAAAGGAGCGAAUGGAAAUCAUGGAACUGAAAGGACACCCCUACUAUAUUGCCACACAAUACCAUCCGGAAUAUCUCUCAAGACCUCUGAAGCCAAGUCCACCAUUCUUGGGUCUGAUACUAGCGUCUGUAGGAAAAUUGAAGAACUACAUCGAUCGAGGUUGUCGACUAUCGCCGAGACAAAUGUCCGACGCAAGUUCGGAUGAAGACGAAGUCAGUAUGCUCAAGGCAAUGGGAAUAAAUGGCGAAGUGAAAGAGACAAAUAGGCUAACAGUAAAGCCAUUCAAAAUGACAAAUGGCUACGAAAAUGGUACAACAGAAAACUUGAACAAAAGUUCUUCCGAUUAGAAAACAAAACUAAAUCAUAAUCUUGAUCGUUAGGAAAUCAAUAUAACAAUCCAAAUGGUUGCAUGUCAUUUACAUAACAGAAAAAAAGUGCCAAUUUUAUUUCUUUUUCAUCUAAUUCUAAUUUUGUUUACAGUUUUUUUUAGUUGUUAUGUAAAAAUAUUCUAUAGUUAGUUACGUAUUAUAAAAAUGAUAGCAAUAUUUUGAAUUUAUUUCUACACAACAUGCAACCAUUUUAACCUGAAUGAAAAAUUCGGAUAAAAAUUGUAAAAGUGUCUCUUAAAAAAAAAGUAUGUUUUAAUUUAGUAAUUUUAGUUUAGUUUUAAGACAAAAAAGAAAACAACAAAGAUCGCAAAUUAUAAAAUCAUUGAAUUAUAUAUUUUUUUCUUCAAUUCUAUUUAAUUUUGUUUAAAUGUGUUCAAAAUAGUUAAAAGAUAAAAUAAUGUAAUUUCUGUAAAUGAAACUACUAUUUAGGCUCGAAUGAGAAAAUUUGUUAUUACAAUUUAAAAUAUUUAAAAACAAAAUAAUGUAAAGAUUUAUUAAGGAAAUGUGUGUGCGAAAACACAUUUAUAUUCAGUGAGGAGAUUUGUAUUUUGUAAUCCGAAUUUUAAGUUAAGAAAUAAAAAUUAUAAUAAAGCUAAAAAUAUUUCAGCAUAUAAA
Messenger RNA from Eupeodes corollae, 3023 nucleotides. It is a transcript of the gene Ctps, whose product is annotated as CTP synthase. Gene Ontology annotation, biological process: CTP biosynthetic process; pyrimidine nucleobase biosynthetic process. Lineage: Eukaryota; Metazoa; Arthropoda; Insecta; Diptera; Syrphidae. The record is from RefSeq and is a predicted model, not a curated record. The coding region runs from base 468 to 2366 and encodes 632 amino acids. Gene Ontology annotation, cellular component: cytoophidium; cytoplasm. The transcript is spliced from 4 exons. Gene Ontology annotation, molecular function: identical protein binding; CTP synthase activity.